Molecule: messenger RNA, 1972 nt
Organism: Nymphaea colorata (pocket water lily)
Lineage: Eukaryota; Viridiplantae; Streptophyta; Magnoliopsida; Nymphaeales; Nymphaeaceae
Exons: 14
Coding region: 295-1701 (468 amino acids)
Source: RefSeq, a predicted model, not a curated record
UCUAUGCUGGAUAUCCUUUUCGCGGCGUUGGUGUGUGGUGUGACCGAAAAAGGGAACCACGCGCGCGGGGAGAGAGAGACAAGAAGAAGAAGGAGGAGGAUCAGGAGAGGUCCAGCGCUGACGUCAAUGUCAGAUCGAUCUUUCUCUUCAACGCUUCUUCUUCUUGCUUUGCCUUUCCUUCCUUAGGGAAGAAGGAAGUCGUCGAGCAAAUCUGGAAGCACUGAGAGAGAGAGAGAGAGAUAGAGAGAGGGUUCAGUAAGGGGGUUUGGUUGUGUUCGGGAAGAUCGUGGAGCAAUGAGGGCGUGGUACGGGGUUGCCAAAUCCGCGCAGGCCGUGGCCGCACAUGGCAUGCUGCUUGCUUUCACCAUCCUUCUCGUAAUGAAGCUCGACGAUUCCCGCGCCUACUCCUGGUGGUUCGUUUUUACUCCGUUAUGGUUAUUCCACUCGGUUGUUGCUCGAGGAAGGUUCUCCUUACCUGCUCCAUCACCACCACGUAACCGUCAUUGGGCCCCUUGCCAUGCUAUUGUUGCCACUCCACUGAUUGUGUCAUUUGAGCUGCUGCUUUGUGUUUUCCUUGAGAGCUUGUGGGCUCGGGGCUUUCCAGCAGUGAACUUGAAGAUUGUCUUUCUUCCUUUGCUAGUAUUUGAAGUGAUUAUUCUGAUUGACAACUUCAGGAUGUGUAUGGCUUUGCUGCCAGGUGAUGAAGAAAGCAUAAAUAAUGAAGUUAUACAGGAGAUGCUUCCACAUUUUUGGGUUGCAAUGUCGAUGGUGUUCUUUGUUGUGGCAACAAUAUUUAUGCUCCUGAAGCUAUCUGGUGACCUUGGUGCUUUGAGUUGGUGGGACCUACUUAUCAGUUUUGGAAUUGCAGAGUUAUUUGCAUUUUUGGUUUGCACAAAGUGGUCCAACCCAGCUAUUUACCAGCAAAAUUAUUGUACGGGGCCAAGUUCAUCUUCUCAAACCACUCGACAACUUGAUUGGACUAGUGGUCUCGUGGUCUCAUCUGAAGAGGAUGAAAAUGAGCAUCAUAUGUGUGGCACACAGGAUAUUGGAGGCCACGUUAUGAAGAUUCCGUUAAUUGCAUUUGAGGUUUUCCUUUGCAUGCACUUAGAGGGCACACCACAAAGUGCUAGGAACAUCCCACUCGCAGCAAUCUUCCUCCCACUUUUCCUUCUUCAAGGUGUUGGGGUUUUGUUUGCGGUGUCAAAGUUGGUGGAAAAAGUUAUUCUUUUGCUUAGUAGCAGAAGUAAUUCGGGGAGAUGUUUUUCCAUUUGUUCAAGAGCUCAUGAUUGUUUUGCAUUCUUACAUCAUGGUUCAAGACUUCUGGGGUGGUGGUCCAUUGAUGAAAGCAGUAGAGAGGAACACGCUAGACCUCUUCAUUCAGCAUGUUCUGGGUACAGCACUUUCUCUGAUUAUCCACCUGAGGUGGUGAAAAAAAUGCCCAAAAGGGAUCUCGCUGAAGAGGUCUGGAGGUUACAAGCAGCAUUAGGGGAGCAAGCUGAAAUCACAAAAUAUAGCCAAAGGGAAUAUGUGAGGCUGCAAAAUGAGAAGGUUCUUUGUAGGAUUUGUUUUGAGGCUGAAAUUGGUGUUGUCCUGCUGCCUUGCAGGCACCGCAUCCUGUGCAGUACUUGUUGCAAGAAGUGCAAAUAUUGUCCAAUCUGUCGAGUUUCCAUUGAGGAGCGCAUGCCUGUAUAUGACGUGUAGACUAACCAUACGUGCUAGACAACACAAGAACGACUUGCUCAGAAGCUGUGUGAAUGGUACUUAAUGCGCAGUAUAGGAGAUUAUCAUUCUAAACCAGUACUCCACAACACUUCUGGCCGUUCUUGCUCUGACUUAGUUUGAAGGAUGAAGCAUUAGAUGCCGUGUCAGAAGUUUAAGUGUAAAGAAAUGCCAGUGUAAAUAUUUUACGGUUGGAAACUUUUGUUGCUUAUUGUAAAAUAUGCUAGUAAUGCCAUUUAUUGGUUUUCCGAUC